Molecule: messenger RNA, 614 nt
Organism: Eurytemora carolleeae
Lineage: Eukaryota; Metazoa; Arthropoda; Copepoda; Calanoida; Temoridae
Gene: Unc50
Product: protein unc-50 homolog
Exons: 6
Cellular component (GO): Golgi membrane
Source: RefSeq, a predicted model, not a curated record
UUAACUAUUUGUAUUUCGUGUAUCUUCAGUAUCUGCGGCGGAUAUUCCACUUCCGGCAGAUGGAUUUUGAGUUUGCUCUGUGGCAGAUGCUCUACUUGUUCUAUAAGCCCCAGCAGGUCUACAGGAACUUUCAGUAUAGGAAGGUAAACAAUAAACAGUUUGCAAGAGAUGAUCCUGCCUUUCUUGUUCUGCUCGCAGCUUGGCUUAUAAUAUCUUCGGCCGGGUUCUCUCUAUCGUUAUUUAUUAUAUUGAUAUUGUCUUUCAUAGAGAAGGAAUGGUUUGUGUCUACAUGGUUUGGGAAUACACUCUGGCUAAUCGCUCUUGGUUAUUAUAUUUACAUCACCUUCCUGGGAUACAGUUCUCUCAAGAUUCUGCAGAGAACUCAUCUUUUCCUCUACCCAUUCACUAUUCUGUUCGUUCUGUACAUUACUACUCUUUGCUUCAACUGGAACCUUUCCCGCUCUCUAAUGUGGUUCUACAAAAACAGGGUCCUUUAGAACCCAAGAAUACAGUUCUAAUGUGGUUCUACAAGAAUAGGGUUCUUUAAAACCCAAGAACAAUAAUUCAGUUCUAGAGAAUCCAAGAACAAGAAUACAGUUUUAUAGAAUCCAAGA